This is a messenger RNA of Fraxinus pennsylvanica, 1938 nucleotides long. The record is from the annotation of a GenBank genome assembly. Lineage: Eukaryota; Viridiplantae; Streptophyta; Magnoliopsida; Lamiales; Oleaceae.
AUGGUUAAGCAAUCACCACGUAGGAACCAGAGAAAUAAGGGAUUUAAGGUGAAGCAUGUUCUCCAAUUAUGUGUAGUACUUGGAAUUUGCAUCUGGCUGCUUUAUCAAGUGCAGAACUCCCGUAGCAAGAAGGCGUCAUAUGAAGAAGCGACGAGAAUUUCCGAGAAGGUAAAGGAUGGAAACGAUAUCAUCAAGUUAGGGAGAAAGGAUCUCCAACCUCAGAAUGAAGAAACAGAUAUUGAAGACGACAAACAGAAAGAAAAGCAACAAGAGGAAAGGACACACUUGGAUGAUGAAAACAAGCCAGAUGAUCAAGGGCAAAAUCAAGAAAAAAUAGAAGAGGAAGGUGAGAAUAGAGACACUUUUGUGGAUGGAGAAAAGAAGCCAGAGGAGGAAACCGAGCAAGUAAAAGAAGAUUUGGACGGGGAGAAGGAAAAUAACGAGGCUGAAGAUGGCAACAGGAAAGACACUGAAGAGAAGGACACUAGGGAAGAAGGAAGUGAAAGAAGCAGUGAAGAACAAGUUGAAGAGAGAAGUGAAAAAGAAAAAGAAGAUGGAGAGAAGGAGAGUGGUGAAGAGGAUACGAAAGAAGAGAAGGGUAAGAAUAAUGAAAAUGAAGAGGUGAAUAAUGAAGAAAAGGGAAAUCGGGAGAAAGAGGAUGCAGAAACCGAUGUUAAAGAAGAGAGUAGUGGAAAGAUAGAAAAUGAAGAGAUAAAGGAAGAGAGGGAGAGCAGAGAGAAGAGAGAGGAAGAAAUAGAGGAAUCGAAUGAGAGAAAGGGGGAGAAAGCAAGUGAAGAAACACAGAAUGGGACUGAAGAUAAGGGAUUUAUACAAGACGAGAAGAAUAAAAUUGAAGAUAAAGGAACAGAAGAGAGAAAUGGAGGGGACAAUGGACAAGGUAGUAAAGGCAUGGAAGGAAACAACAAAGCGGAGGAGUUAAAAGAAGGUGGAACUGAAAAAUUAGAUUCGUCUGAGGGUGAGACUCAUGAGAGAACUGACGAGACUAAUGAGGUGAAAGAGGAGAAUUCAAAGGGAGAAAACGUCUCUGGUGAUGAGGUUCAGAAUUCUCAAAAUGUAACCAAAACCAAGAAUGUUAGUAAUGUUAAUUUGAGUGGGGAGGAGAAAUCCAAAAACACGGAACAAAAUGAGUUACAGGAAAAUAAGAACAAUAAUUCUGAGGCAACCAUUGGAAAUGAGAAUGAAGUGGGAUCAAAUGACCAAGAUACUGGGAAAACCGAGAACGAUAAUUCUUCUAAUGUGGUGGCCACUGAAGGCACGAGUGAUGAACACGUAGAGUCGGGGCAUAACCCUAAUUCUUCAGCAGGAACAUCUGAAGUUAAGGAACGAGGUCAAGUUAAUGAUAACUCUACCCCUGAUUCCAUUCGAAACGAAAGUGAAACUCCGCAGAACGUUAUUCCUCACGAAGAUGGGAUACAGACUGUUCUGAACGAGCAAACUGUGAAAAGUGAUACUGAGAAUGAGAAAUCAGAUUCAGAUUCAACUCAAACCUCAACAACUGAGAAAGUGAACUUGGCGAAUGGAAAUUCAAAAGGUUCUUCUGACAACACAGAAUUUAUUGUAUCUGAUGGGCAAAGUGGAGAUACGAAGACAGCUGAAGGCACGGAGAAUAAUUCUGAAACUUUAGCUGGGAGUGAGGGUAAUAAUAACUCAGGCGAACAACAGAAGGCUGAUAAUAAUAAGGGUAGUGAUGGUACAGAUUCAGGCCAAAAUAAAUCUGAAGAUUCCUCGGAUACUUCAGGCUCAUCAAAUGAGGAGGCAUCUCCAGGCUCAACUGAAAAUGCUGAUUCUGGUGCGCAAGAUGAAAAAGAUUCCUCCAGCUCUUCACUUCCUCAAGAAGAGAAAGAAGCUCGCACCGACCUGGGAACUCUUCCAGACUCUGGAACCGAAGUUAACAGCCAUGAUGCAGUUGCCAAGUGA